This is a messenger RNA of Alternaria atra, 264 nucleotides long. RefSeq lists its product as uncharacterized. Lineage: Eukaryota; Fungi; Ascomycota; Dothideomycetes; Pleosporales; Pleosporaceae. The record is from RefSeq and is a predicted model, not a curated record. The transcript has 3 exons. The coding region runs from base 1 to 264 and encodes 87 amino acids.
AUGAAGGUGGUCGUUGCGUUGUUUGGCCUGGUAGUCUCUGCGCUUGCGCAAGAGACCUCGAGCUAUACCGGCCCAAUGUUCGACCCGGACACCGCGCCAUUCUUCGGUCCUAGCACUAUCGUAUUUCCUUCGGUCACCGAGUCCGCUCCUUGCUAUGGCCAACUCGACGCUGUCGACUUCAACGUUGUCGCGCAACUCUACGACCUCGCAUUUCUCAACGCAUUCCUCCACGCAUUCCUCAGCACACUCCUCUACGUCGGUUAG